UUCAACAUCCAAUGCAUUCUGGGAUGUAGCAUGAAACACAAUGGCGGCGAAACGGAAUCAUUUGCAACUUUUUGUGGUUUAUUAUUCGCUUAUAGCAAUAUUGCUACAAAUUAGUCUAACGUGUGCUACAGAGUUAACGUGGGACGACAAUGGCUACAUUUUAUAUUGUCCUUGCAUGGGUCGAUUUGGAAACCAAGCCGACCACUUUCUGGGUUCUUUGGCAUUCGCAAAAAUCCUGAAUCGCACACUGGCAGUUCCCCCCUUCAUAGUGUACCGGCACCACGCGCCACCAUACUCAAAUGUACAUGUCCCCUACAGUGAGUUCUUCCAGCUGGAAGCCCUGACCCACUACCACCGUGUGGUAAGCCUGGAGGACUUCAUGGAACAGCUUGCUCCAACACACUGGCCUAAGGGUCAGAGGGUAGCCUACUGCUUUGAGUCAGCUGCCCAGAGGAGCGUGGACAAGAAGUCCUGCCCCAUGAAGGACGGGAAUCCUUUUGGUCCGUUUUGGGACCACGUAGGAGUGGAGUUUGACAGGUCUGUCCUGUUUGAUGGCUUGUCCUUCAGUUCCUACCACCAACCUCAUUGGCUCAACAAGUUCCCUCCAUCAGAGCACCCUGUUCUGACCCUGCCUGGUGCCCCGGCUCAGUUCCCUGUCAUAGAGGAAUAUGUGGGUCUACAGCGGUAUGUAGUUUGGACGGAGAGGAUGGUGCAGGAUGGACAGGAACACAUCGCUGCUCUGCUGCCCAGGCCAUACGUGGCCAUACAUCUGAGGAUCGGCUCUGAUUGGGUAAAUGCCUGUAAGCUGCUCCAGAGUGGGGAUGCUGGGCCUCACUUCAUGGCCUCUCCUCAGUGUGUGGGUUAUAACCGUCACACUGCUCUGCCCCUCACCAUGACCAUGUGCCUCCCUGACCUGGCUGAGAUCCGCCGGGCCCUCAAGCUCUGGGUCAAGAAAACCUCUGCUCGUUCUGUUUACAUCGCCACAGACUCAGAGUCCCACCUCGCAGAGAUCCAAAAACUCUUCAAGGAUAAGGUGAAGGUGGUGAGCCUCAAGCCGGACUCUGCCCAGUUGGACCUGUAUAUCCUAAGCCAAGCUGACCACUUCGUUGGUAAUUGUGUGUCCUCGUUCUCUGCUUUUGUAAAACGAGACCGGGAUGUCCAUGCCCGACCGUCGUCUUUCUUCGGAAUGGACUACGCUGGAAAAAUGUACAAGAAACAGGAGCUGUGAAGAUUUUCCCUUUCUGGGUAGUCCAUUCCGAAGAAAGAUGACAAAUGGCUUUUAGAAUCUUGGGUGAGGACUUGGACAGUGCAUUGUGGGAAUGUGAUCUACUCCAUCCUCAUACACUGCUCCAAAAAAUAAAGGGAACACGUAAACAACACAAUGUAACUCCAAGUCAAUCACACUUCUGUGAAAUCAAACUGUCCACUUAGGAAGCAACACUGACAAUAAAUUUCACAUGCUGUUGUGCAAAUGGAAUAGACAACAGGUGGAAAUUAUAGGCAAUUAGCAAGACACCCCCAAUAAAGGAGUGGUUCUGCAGGUGGGGACCACAG
Molecule: messenger RNA, 1554 nt
Organism: Salmo salar (Atlantic salmon)
Lineage: Eukaryota; Metazoa; Chordata; Actinopteri; Salmoniformes; Salmonidae
Gene: pofut1
Product: protein O-fucosyltransferase 1
Biological process (GO): Notch signaling pathway; regulation of Notch signaling pathway; protein O-linked glycosylation via fucose
Cellular component (GO): endoplasmic reticulum
Molecular function (GO): peptide-O-fucosyltransferase activity
Source: RefSeq, a predicted model, not a curated record